UUUCUUAUCUUAAAUAUUCGUAAGAAUACUUGUAAUGAAAUACACAAAAAGCAUAUACUUAUAUGCAUAUGUACUUUUACAGAAUUUUUUUGUGGUUUAUCAUUCAGUUUUAAAAUUAAUAUAUUAGCCAUAAAAAAAUAGAUUUAAAAUGGUUCAAGCUUGGUAUAUGGAAAAAAACUGGACUGGUGAUCAACGUGAAGAACAUCAUAAACAACCUCCAGAAUUUAUCGAAUUAGAUAAAUUGUAUAAAUUGAGCGGAGUGGAAUACUUCCAAGUUAAUCAUUUGAACCCAUCUAGUGAUGAGAAAUUAAAAUCAUUAAAAAGCAAUAGGGGAUACACUUAUGAAGAUGAAAUUACUUGCUCUAAAGAAUGUUUGCAAGAUUAUGAAAAAAAAUUGAAAAUUUUUUUUGAGGAGCAUCUUCAUACUGAUGAAGAAAUAAGAUUAGUUUUAGAAGGUUCUGGAUAUUUUGAUAUUAGAGAUACAAAUGAUGACUGGAUUCGUAUUAAAGUUGAACCUGGUGAUCUAUUAAUUAUACCUAAAGGAAUUUAUCAUCGCUUUACAUUGGAUUCUAAUAAUUUCAUCAAAGCUAAACGUUAUUUUAUUGGAGAGCCUGUAUGGACACCUUACAAUAGACCCGCAGAUGAUAUGGACUGUAGACAAGAAUAUUUAAAUCUAAUUAAAUCCUUUUAACAUUUUUACAUUGCGAUAUUGUUAUAGUAUAAUUAUUAUUUUAUUUUAAGUAUUUUCUAACAAAUAUUAGCUUGGUAGGUAUGGAAAUAAAAUUUAUAUUUUAGUUAAUAUUGUAGAAAGUUAUUAUCAUUUUAAUGUAAUAAUAAUUAUUUAUAGUUUAAAAUAAACAGUUUUCUUGCA
Molecule: messenger RNA, 871 nt
Organism: Daktulosphaira vitifoliae (grape phylloxera)
Lineage: Eukaryota; Metazoa; Arthropoda; Insecta; Hemiptera; Phylloxeridae
Gene: Adi1
Product: acireductone dioxygenase
Exons: 4
Coding region: 149-691 (180 amino acids)
Molecular function (GO): acireductone dioxygenase [iron(II)-requiring] activity
Source: RefSeq, a predicted model, not a curated record